Anopheles aquasalis is the source of this 5937-nucleotide messenger RNA. It is a transcript of the gene dan, whose product is annotated as protein distal antenna. Gene Ontology annotation, molecular function: DNA binding. NCBI's taxonomy places the organism in Eukaryota, Metazoa, Arthropoda, Insecta, Diptera, Culicidae. The record is from RefSeq and is a predicted model, not a curated record.
AUCAUCCGCGCACAGAAGGAACAGAGAUUCGUGAAACAAAGGUGGUGCUUUUGGCGGUGUUUUUGACCCAGCGAUCGAGGUGUUUGUGGUGUGGGGGCGAGUGCGUGCCCAGAAAGUGAUCGAGAUCAGCAGCCACCAUCGCGUGUCUCUAAGUGUGGGAGCGAAAAAGAGAGAGAAAGAGAGAGCGAGAAUAGUGCAAGAUAGUGAUAACGGAAGACGACGACGACGACGAAAGUGAGAUCUCGUCUCGCGUUGUUUGUGUUGUUGUUUUUGUGGUUGGUGCGAUAGCAAAUAGUAGUGGCAGCGAAGAGGGUGUAAAGAGGAGUAGGAGAAGAAGGAUCGCCGCGCUAAUUUGGCGCCCAUUUCAUCAACGGAAAAGUGCGAACGAGCUUGCUUGGUGGUGGCAGCAGACAGCAGUCGCCAGCCACCAAAAACAACACCAGCAGCAGCGACAGUAUCUGACGUCACGAACGCCGUUUCCAGCUUCGUACUGGCCCGGCACCAUCGGACAACGCCAGGGGCCGGCAUCCAACAACAACAGCAGCAGCAGAGGCCGCGACAGCCGCGCCAUCGACAGCUCAAACUGAGUACCGAGGAGGACCUUCGCCACCACCACCACCACCAUCACCAUCUUCAGCAGGAGCAGCAGCACCAACUAGCCGUCACGCUGGCCGCACCAUCGUCCGCCCCGUUCUCUUCCUCGCUGGCGACCGAAAGGUUAAUAAAGUUCGGUAAAAUUCGCAGAUAUCGGGAAACGAGCGCCUCACCAUCGAGACGGACGUCGCCGGCUACGCCAAGUGCACAAUCCUUACUCAUGAUGAUGAUGGCCACAGCAACGAAGGGCAAACGCCCGCUCCGUCACCUCACGGCGACGGAUAAGAUCGAUGCGAUCCAGCGGAUCCACGAUGGUGAAUCGAAGGCCUCGGUUGCCCGUGACAUCGGCGUCCCGGAAUCGACGCUACGGGGCUGGUGCAAGAACGAGGAAAAGCUCCGCUACAUGUCUCGCCAAUCGGUCGAGAACGCGGAGAAGCUAAGCAACGAAGCGACGGCCGCCGCACUGACGGCAGCCGCGGCCGAACUGUUUAGCGGUGGUCCACCGGAGAAGCGCCUCAAGCUCGAUUCCUCCAUGUUCGGUGGUCACGGUGGUGGCAAGCUCAAGUACGACGACACCAGCUACUACAAGGUUUCACCGUCGAGCCGCGGUGGCACCCUGAACGGACUGGACCUAUCCGGUGGUGGUGGUGGCGUCGGUGGCAUUGACAAAACCUCGGGCGGUGACAUUAUCAUGAAUGGGCUCACGGGAACGGCUGCCGAUUUUAGUCAGUUUGCGAAAACGGCCGCCGAAAUUUCGGCACUCAGCAAAUCGAGCAAAGCGGCCGCAGCAGCGGCGGCAGCGUACGGGGCCGAUCUUAGCAAACACCAUCAGCACCACGGUGGCGAUCCGUCCAAAUCGGACCAUCACCUAUCGAUGGCGGCCAUCAGCCCGCUGACCAGCCUGAGCCACCUAUCGGGCAUGUCCGGCCUGGGGCAGAGUCCGCUCGCGCUCAGCUUCAACGAGAUCGCCACCAAUCUCAACCUGAUCGCACAGCUCAACAACAACCACAACCUGGCCACCAUGUCGAGUUUGGCGGGUGGGUUGAACUCGGCCGCUGCGGCUGCAGUUGCCGCUCAGUCACUGCGCAGCGUCAGACCAAAGGGUAGCAACAGUUCGGCGGCCAACAAUGGUACCAACCACCACCACAGCAGUCACCAUCAGCAGCAGCAGCAGCAGCAGCAACAGCAACAACAAGGCCAGCAAGGUGGUGGUGGCGCCGGUGGAGGAGGAGGUCGGGGUAGUAACGGUUUGCACGACAGUAGCACAAACGGUGCCACCGAUCAUCGUUCGAGUAGUGAGAAAGGCUCGUCUGCCGGUGGUAACAACGGUUCGACCGGUCCUUCGCUCACCGUCCGCAAUCUGGCGAAACUGCAGCAACAGAAGAGCUCAUCCAGCGACCAGCAACACCAGCAGCAGCAGCAGCAGCAGCAUCAGCAACAACAAUCCUUCGGAAACGGUAUGCUUCACCAUCAUCAUCCUCAGCCACCACUGGCUGGUGGUUUAGCGAGCUUGUCGGAGCAGUUCAGAAAGUGCACUUCUGCUGCGACGACGAACUCCACUUCUACUUCUACAACCAAUAGUACCAAUCACGCUUCAACCACUCCCAAUACUGCUUCCGUAGGUCGCGAUCCAAACGCUCCGGUCGACGAUGCGCUCUGGUACUGGCUCAAGUCGCAGCAAGCGAUGCUCGGACUGAACAACCUCUACUCGUCGCUUCCCCGGGCCGCCAGCAACAGCCCGCCGACGCCACCGCCCCCAUCGCACAACACCGGAACGGCCACCGCCACCGCACACCUGCUGACGGGCAGUUCAGGAGCCUCACCGACGCAACUGCCACCAUCGGCGCACACGCCACCACCACCGCUCGGCGCAGUCCCACUCGUCAGUACGCCCCAGCCAACACCACCCUCAUCCGCACCGUCACUCACGCCCGAGGACACGAAAAACUCGUCCUGGUUCUGGCAGUGGUACAAAACGUUCGGUGCCUCACUGAUGCCGGGUGGUGCCGCGGCGACGGCCGGUGCUACCGGCGGUACCGUCGACAGCAAAAUGAUGGCCGCCCUCCAGCAGAGCCAGCACAGCAUCAACAACAACUCGCUGAGCCAGCAGAAUAACAAUCAAAAAGCUGCUGCGGCCGCUGCAUCACUGGCAGCCUACGAAAACAUUCUCUACUCCCAGCUCACCAAAGGAAGCACCGGUGCAGGGGCUAACAACGGAAGUUCCGGUGGAGGUGGUGGUACUGGAGGGGCGAAUGACGGCAAUCACCACGGGCUAGGCCAUCACCUGCGAGGGGGCAGUGGCGUAGCGAUGGAUCUGAACAUAAGCGGUUCGGUUGGUGGUGGAGAUGUAAAACCGGAAGAUCUGUCCAACCAUCACGGCGGUAGUAUUAGCGAGAGGUCCAAGGAGAACGGUCCUGCACUGCAGCUCGGUAAUGGGGAUAUCGAACGGCACCACACACGCUACAACCCUAGCCCGUGCUCGACGACGUCUUCACUUCGGAGCGGUCAUCGGACGCUACCAGGCAUGGAUCAGGAUCACGAUGAUUCGCUGGUUGAGGAUGAGGAAGACGUGGAGCGUAAAGCUCGCAUUGAGAUCGCCACGCCUGAACCUGAGAGGCAGGCGGAGCAUCUGGACGCUAGAGAAGCCAACCGAGAGGAUGAAUGCCUCCAAGAGACUGGCGACGAACGCCGUCACGUUCGUCAUCGGCGCCGCCACCGCGAUUCUGAGGAGGGUGAGCAUGAACAAGAUCUCGAAGCUAAGCGUGCAGCUAGCGUAAAGGACGUGGCACAGGAGGAGGACGCUGACGAUGACGCUGAGGAGGCGCUGGCGAAGGAACGCUCAGCGUCCACUGCCGACGCAAAGCAGGUACUCGACGGGCUGCUGUUCAGUAGCAACAGCAAUGACCGCUGUUCCACUACACCCCUAUCACUGCCUCGUGGACGCUCCGCCAGCCCGCUAUCCGCUGGAGGAAGCAUCCAUAACGACGAAGAGCAGGUUGGCGAGGAGCUGGAUCGAGCCGUUAAAGGCAGCGAUCUGGAAUCGGAUGAUUCGAACGUGCAGCCCCCAAUGACGACACCGCCGCCGCCAGAUACAUCAACCGUGGUGGCUUCGGUAGCCGUGGCCGACAUUCGCAACUCGGCCGAUGCCGUCGAACAUGGUGAGAAGUUCCUGAAGUGGCUGGAGGCGUGCAGUGACCCGAAUGUUACCGCAAUGCAGGUAAUGCAGUUCAAGUAUCUGCUCAACAGCAUCAAACUGAGUGCGGAGCGGCAGCUCCAGAGCGCAACCAAUGCUGCCGGUGCGAUUGGUGGCACGGUGCAGGAGGAACGGACACGCAUUCGGAAGCGCAAGUAGAGCACCGAACUGUUCGAUGUUAUUUGUAAAUAGUCGUACGCUGAGCUCUGACCCCAAAACGGCAAACGAUCAAUUUUUGGUUGACGCUUGGUAUCAUCUCUUCUCGCGCUUGCGAGUGGCCUCAGCGAAGUGUUGUUGAUGCUAAAAGAAUGCUAAUGCACAUUCCAGUUCCCUCCUUUCUGGAUUCGAAUUCUAGAAACGAUCUCGGCACAGUUGCCUCCGCACGCGUAAUGUAUCCGCGGAAUGUGGAUAAUGAUAGGGCCCUCAUCUUGCUCUCCCCUGAGCAAAGACAAACGAUUUAUUCGGUGAAAAGUAAUUUCUUACUUUUAUCAGCACACCCAAACACUAUAUAAGUAGUUGAAUUUUUUUAGUUAUUCGAAAAUCCCAUACAUUACAAGGAGCGAAGGAACGUUAGGGAAUAAGAAUUAGCCUUUUAUUGCUUUAUUUGAAUCAGAGAUUUAAAAUAGAACAAGGAAAUCCUGCACUCGCACGAUCAUCGGUAAAGCGUGCAGAUGUUGAUUAACGCUAAAUUGAUCAUAAAAUUGAUUGUAAAAAUGAGCAGAGAUGAAACGUUGAACUCUCUUUAUUACAAGCAAACCCACAGAGCAUUCAUUUUGCUUUAUUCAACUACAUGGUUUUAGUUUCAUUUUUAAAUCAUUCCCAUACACCGCCCUUUUUAAUUUCCAAAACAUGUUAGAGUUAAUCCAGAUUGUAAUGGAUUUUUGUCCUUAUCGAACUGCAUACAUCCAGAAACUAUUCGAUGAGCACAUUCAAACAAUGAUAACACCGCCAAAGACUUGCGGAGACAUGAAGUGGUGUAGGAGAGUGGUGGGGAAGCAAUGAUGAUGAUUCUGAUGCCAAAUGUACAAGUACUUCAAGAUGCACCGAUUUAUUAAUUGUAAAUGAAACGAGAAAAUGCAAAUCGAUCGCAGUAUAGGGAAUCGCAUAAGCUCAAAAUUUGAAUUUCACCAAGGAAGCCUAAAUUCCAUACAAGCGUAGCCAUUUGGCAGCGAUCGAAAUGUUGCCCACAUGCCAAAUGAAAGCGUAAAUCCUAAGGCUGAAACACUUAUAUGUUUCGAGAAAAUUGCGUUUGGUUUCUCUGCUCACUGCGAGCUACACCUGGGAAAGCAUAUUUAGGAAAUUUUGAAUUUGUAUAAAGAUGAAAAUUGAGCCGCAUGGUGCAAAGUAAAGACUUAGUCCAAAGAAUAGUAAGCGGAAAUGACGAGCGGUGUGUUCCCGCACGGUCGAAGACGGCUCUCGAGCAAUCCUAUUCGCCCAUUGUAGUUGAUUUGCCCAAUGCCAGCGAGGGUGAUGAUCUACGCUACUGAUGACGAUGAUGAUCCCUGAACCCGUUAAUCAAUCAAAACACACACUCGGUAGUAUUGUAAAUGUAGCAGCAAGCAUGCGUAUGUAUGAAAUAAACUAUUUAGAACGUAAAUCGACUUCGCGGAACAGAGGAAUCGUCGCGUUUUAUAGCGCAAUCGAAGCAAAAGGAGGAAAAAAAACAACAAAAAUAAACAUUUCAGCGGUCGAAGAAAGACAAAUUGUCAUUGUGAUUUUUUGGACUAUUUCCUAAAAGAAAAAAAAACAAAAACCAACUAAACUAAAGAAAAAACCGGUCCAUCUUGGCGAGAACAAAACAUAUAAUAAAUGAAAAGACGUAUUAGAGAAAGCAAAAACACGGCGUACUAGAAGUGAUUUUGGGUAAUGGUGUAAGCUAUUUUCAGACAGGGAGCAAGUGGAACCACAAAACCACAGAGCCCUCGCCAGAGGAUCCUGAACAAAACUCAAUUCUAUUCCUAUGUAUAAAACGGCAAAAUGAAUGAAUGGCGCGAUUUAUUGUAAAGUUUGAACUCUAUUCACUCAAAGAAAAUGUUGAACAUGCAUAAAUGAAAUUUGAAGACAGUACCAUAUAUAAUAAAUCUAUAUAUACAUAAAUGAGAGCAAAGCGCCCCAACCCACUCGAUCACACUUUAUGCUCGAAAAAUCAA